AUGCUGACUUGCAUAGCUUGUUCAAAGCAACUCAAUGAUGGAUCUCUUCAUCAAAAAGAGGAGGAAGAAGCUGCGCAAACACCUAGCACCAAACAAGCCAUCAAGACUCUCACAGCUCAGAUCAAGGACAUGGCAGUUAAGGCUUCUGGGGCCUAUAAGAAUUGCAAGCCUUGUUCAGGAUCUUCCAAUGGCAACAAGAACAAAAAGUAUGCUGAUUCUGAUAUGGGGUCAGAUUCAGCAAGGUUCAACUGGGCUUACCGAAGAACCGGGAGUGCGAAUUCAACACCAAGAAUGUGGGGGAAGGAAAUGGAAGCUAGACUCAAAGGGAUUUCCAGUGGAGAAGCAACACCAACAUCGGUUAGCGGUCGUACUGAGUCGGUUGUGUUCAUGGAAGAAGAGGAUGAACCUAAGGAAUGGGUUGCACAAGUUGAACCUGGUGUGCUUAUUACUUUUGUUUCAUUGCCUCAAGGUGGGAAUGAUCUCAAGAAGAUACGGUUCAGUCGUGAAAUGUUUAAUAAAUGGCAAGCCCAGAGGUGGUGGGCAGAAAACUAUGACAAAGUUAUGGAGUUGUACAAUGUUCAAAGGUUCAAUCAACAAGCCGUUCCUCUUCCAACUCCACCUAUAUCUGAAGAUGAGAGUUCAAAGAUUGAAUCUGCUAGGGAUAGCCCAGUCACACCUCCUCUAAGCAAAGAGCGUCUGCCCCGUCAUUUACAUCACCCAACAGGAAUGGGCUACUCCUCAUCAGAUUCACUGGAACACCACCAUAUGCAACCACAGCCUUGCUAUGAAACAAGCGGUCUGGCGUCAAAACCUAAUCUUUCCGACAUUGGUGUGCCAAAGACUGAAAGAUCAUCCAUGGAUGCUUCUGUAAGGACGAGUUCCUCAGAAGAGGAAAAUGAUCACUCAGGUGAGCUCUCAAUCAGCAAUGCCAGUGAUAUGGAAACCGAAUGGGUUGAACAGGAUGAACCAGGAGUAUACAUCACUAUCAGAGCACUACCAGGUGGAACCAGAGAACUCAGGCGUGUCCGCUUCAGCCGAGAGAAGUUCGGAGAAACACGUGCUAGGUUAUGGUGGGAAGAGAACCGUGCGAGGAUACAAGAGCAAUACUUGUGA
Lathyrus sativus (Indian pea) is the source of this 1113-nucleotide messenger RNA. Lineage: Eukaryota; Viridiplantae; Streptophyta; Magnoliopsida; Fabales; Fabaceae. The record is from the annotation of a GenBank genome assembly.